AGAGAGAGUGAGUUAGUGUUUGCUGUAAAAACAACUUGGGAGAGAGCCCUAGAAGUAGAAGAAAGAUAGAGAAAUAAGAGGAGCAAGAGAGCUUAAGCCAAAUCUUUACCAAUUCACCCAUCUAAGAACUGAUAACAGGUUAGGCGGUGUUUUGCACAGUGCUACCCACAAUGGUUGAGAUAAAGGAACUCCCGGAGCAGUGUAGUAAUAAUAGAAAGAAAAUCAGACAAGCAAUCUCUGUUCCAUUUCUUUGGGAAGAAAAGCCGGGAACUCCUAAAAAAGAUUGGAAACCACCGAUCGCUCAAACGGUUAAUCCACCAGUUGCACCACCUCCAGUGAAGCUUGUUGCCUCAGUUCCUUUCAAAUGGGAGGAAAAGCCUGGAAAACCACUUCCCUGCUUUUUCCGGCAACCAUCAGAUUCGGAAGUAGAAAUUCAGCUCUCCCCUGAAAACCUCAUUGCUUUAGCAUUGCCUCCUCCAGCAACUGCCACAGUGUACUGUCAAGACGGAGGUGGUGGUGAUGACGAUAGGCAUAUUGAUUGUGGCGAUGACAAUGGAAGUGAGGCUGAGCAAUUUAAGUUUUUCGAAUCAGAUAUUGAAGCAUGGGGUUUUGAAACUGAUGAAUCCUUUGGCUCAGCUCCUACUCUGACUCUAGCUGUUUCCAAUGUCAUUCCUAUGCUGCAAACACCUUCUUCACCAGCUUCUGAAACAGAUAGCAGCAGCAGCACAAGUAGCUAUGCCACUGGAACAACAAGCUUAGUUGGUGCAGCUUUCUUGGAGUGCAUGUUUCCACUGUUAUCGCCCGAUUCAAGUUUUCUUGGAAAGCUUGGCUGCUCUGAAAAAUUCAAUUCUUAUGUUACUACUCCAGUGAAAGUGCAGAGUAAAGAUUUGGAAUGGGAAAGCAGUUGCAGUGUUGCGAUAAGAAGGCCAGCGACGCUGGGGGAGCUGAUAAUGAUGAGUAGAAGGAGAAGUUACCGGAGGAAAGCUGUUCAAAUGCGGAGACACAACCUCUCCAUGGAAUAUAUGAGGAAGACAACAGUUGGAUGCGGCUUAUUUGGAAUUAACAACUGGAUUGAAGUAUUGCAGAGGAAGUGGAAGAGCCAGAUACAACUUAAACUCAUGUAGAUCACAUCAAACACAAAUCUGAUUCACAUAUUUCAAAUUCUGAAUACUUUUUAAAUAUAUUUUAUUUUUGGGUGCAAAGUUUGCUUUGUAAAUCAUUACGACUUUUUUCUGUCGUUGUGUGUGGAUAGACUUGUUUUUUGGGUGGGUAUGUGGAUAGACUUGUUACUACUCUCUUUGGUUUAACAUUU
This is a messenger RNA of Camellia sinensis, 1312 nucleotides long. NCBI's taxonomy places the organism in Eukaryota, Viridiplantae, Streptophyta, Magnoliopsida, Ericales, Theaceae. The record is from RefSeq and is a predicted model, not a curated record.